Erigeron canadensis is the source of this 1455-nucleotide messenger RNA. RefSeq names its product UDP-glucosyltransferase 29-like. The record is from RefSeq and is a predicted model, not a curated record. Bases 1 to 1455 code for a protein of 484 amino acids. Lineage: Eukaryota; Viridiplantae; Streptophyta; Magnoliopsida; Asterales; Asteraceae. Gene Ontology annotation, molecular function: UDP-glycosyltransferase activity. The transcript has a single exon.
AUGAAUAGCUACCGAAAAAAGCAUACAAUAUUGAUGUUCCCAUGGUUAGGCCAUGGUCAUGUUUCACCUUUUCUUGAACUAGCCAAAAAACUCAACAACACAAACAUGUUUAACAUCUACCUUUGUUCGACUCCUGCUAACCUUGAAUCGGUCAAGAAAAUGUCGAAAACAGAUUGUUUGUCAUCCAUUAAGCUCAUAGACUUCAAUCUUCCAACAUUAACAGAUCUCCCUCCACAACUUCAUACCACUAAUGGCCUCCCUCUUCAUCUUAUGCCUACUCUUAAGCAAGCUUUUGAUAUGGCAGCCCCUAAGUUGUCCAAAAUCAUGGAGUUUCUUAAACCCGAUUUGCUUAUUUAUGACAUGAUUCAAUAUUGGGCUCCAAUGGCUGCUACUGCCCUUGGAAUCCCUUCUGUUGUGUUCAUUACCACCAGUGCCACUAUGGCUUCCACAAUGUUUCAUCUUUACUUGAACCAUUCCAAAGGCAUUGCCUUUCCUUUCUCAAAAAUUUUCUUUCGUACCUAUGAGUAUGGGAAUGUCACUGACAUUCUUGAGAGCUUGGCGAAUGGCAUAAAAGAUAAAGAUCGUGUCAUGCAAUGUGUGUGUAAUUCUUCAAGUAUUGUGCUUGUUAAAUCUUUUAGGGAGAUUGAAGGUAAGUAUGCUGAUUACCUUUCUAAACAGACCGAUAAAAAAGUUGUACCUGUUGGUCCACUUGUUGCGGAACCAAUUCAUGUAGACAUGGAACAAAACAAUGUGAUCCAAUGGCUCGAUAAAAAAGCCUUUGGAUCUACUAUUUUUGUUUCUUUUGGGAGCGAGUAUUUUCUUUCAAGUGCUGAUUUGGAAGAAAUAGCAUAUGGUUUGGAGAUGAGUAAUGUGAACUUUAUUUGGGUGUUAAGGUUUCCAAAAGGGGAGAAAAAAGUUGAGCUAAAAGAAGCUUUGCCAUUAGGAUUUCUUGAGAGGGUUAAAGAUAGGGGUUUAUUGGUUGAAGGGUGGGCUCCACAAACCAAAAUACUAGGACACAAAAACAUAGGUGGAUUUGUUAGUCAUUGUGGUUGGAGUUCAGUGAUGGAAGCUAUGAAAUUUGGUGUUCCGAUUAUUGCAAUGCCAAUGCAUCUUGACCAACCGGUCAAUGCUCGAUUAGUGGUUGAAGUCGGGUUUGGGGUGGAGGUGUUAAGGGAUGGAAGUGGGCGUCUUAGGCGCGAGAAGAUGGCAUCAGUUGUGCAACAAGUGGUCCUGAAGGAGUCUGGGAAAGUUGUGAGGGAAAAAGCUAAGAAAAUGAGUGUUGAUUUGCAAGAAAAGGGGGAUGAGGAGAUCGAUAUGGUCUCUGAGGAGCUGCUCCAACUAUGCAAAGUUGGUCGCAAGCGUCGUGGUGGUGGUGUGAGGAGCGGACUUCAGAAGACGAAAAGUGAUGCUGUUGCUAUGAUUGAAAUGCUUUGUGCAUUCAAGGGUGAAGCUUGA